UAGUCCGGGGCGGGGGGGCUGGAUUCUCUGGAUCGCGGACAUUCCAGGGGAGAUAAACGACGCGGGCGGGCAGGCGAAGCGGCCGCUUGCCCUGCGCCCCCGCCGGGAUCUCGCCUGCCCCGGGCUGGGGGAUUCCAGCGGGAGCUCGGGAGCGGACGCUCCAGCCCUAGGCCCGUUAUGGAGGCCGGGACUCUCCUGAGCGGCGCAGCCUCGGUGGCCGCGGUGCUGCCAGCGGGCGGGAGCGGGGAGCGCCUGGGGAGCGCCACCCCGAAGCAGUUUUGCGCCCUGUUGGGCAGGCCGCUCAUCAGCUACACGGUGCGGGCGCUGGAGAGAAUAAACUGGAUCUCAGAUAUUGUUGUGGUGGUGUCUCUAGAGAACAUUGAAACAAUGAAGUCUAUCAUUGAAAAAUAUGGCCACAAACGAAUUACGGUUGUAGAAGGUGGAAUGACUCGCCACCGGUCAAUUUUCAAUGGACUGAAAAUCUUUCCAGAGAGCAAACUUUCCAGCUGUCCACUCCAGAAACCAGAAGUAGUGAUUAUCCAUGAUGCUGUGAGGCCGUUUGUUGAGGAAGAUAUUCUUCUUAAAGUGGUUUUGGCUGCGAAAGAACAUGGGGCAGCAGGAGCAAUCCGUCCUCUCGUCUCUACUGUUGUUGCUUCCUCUGCAGAUGGUUCUUUAGACCAUUCACUAGAACGUGCCAGGUACAGAGCAAGUGAAAUGCCUCAGGCUUUCCUAUUUGAUAUAAUCUAUCAAGCAUAUCAUCAGUGUAGUGAUUAUGACCUGGAUUAUGGGACAGAAUGUUUGCACUUGGCUCUAAAAUACUGUAAAACAAAUGCCAAACUUAUUGAAGGAUCGCCUGACCUCUGGAAGGUGACCUACAAGCGGGAUCUGUAUGCUGCUGAAUCAAUUAUUAAGGACAAUCUAUCACAACAAGUUUGUGUUACCACUGAUAUGAAAGAAGAUGCUGUGCAGUUCGGUUUUCUCCUUCAUGAAACUCUGAAAAGCGAAGUAAAACAGGUUAAAGGCAUAUCAGUGUUUCUAUGUAAAAAUGAUAAUCAUCUACAGAACAUCUUUUUAGGACAAUGCUACAAUUUUAUUUGCAUAAAUGCUGAAAAAUCUGACAUUAAAGAAACCCAGCAACUAGUUGAUAUACUUGAAAAUUCAAGAAUUUCUGUCUUGCAUCCAGUUGUUCUCAUUUCGGUUUCAUGGUGUCUAGUCCUAGUUGGAUUUUUAGUUCCCACUGCUUUAUUAUGCCCUAUUCAUUCUGGUGAUGCUGCGGAUUGCAUUGAGCUCUGUAAGAGUGUGGAACCAGCCAAUCGGGUGUCAGGUCCAUUUGAAUGUUUCAGAAAAUAUGUCUUUCAGGAGUGGAAUGGAAGAACUGGCUGGGAUAAAGGAAUUUGCAAGGGAAGUGAAAAAGAAAAAUAUUUUGGUUUAUGGUCUUCUCAUCCAUUACAAUAAGGAUGAUCCAAAGCUUCAGGAGACAAUAAAUUCUGCUGCUGCCAUUAUCUCUGCAUUAAUAAAGGACAGAACCCCAGAGCUGAUUGGCCAGCUGUUGGUUGCAUGAAUUACUAAAUCAUUUGUAGCUAUCAGAAGUAUUUCUUUUUCAUCAUGUGUUUACCAGUGUUCUUGAAACAUUUUACUCUGUGACAAAAUCACUAGACUUACAACGUUUGCUAUUAGAAUCUUUUAUCAGCAUAAAAUGUAAGUCUGACCUUGUGUUGAGAUGCAAGUGGAAAUGAAAUAGAAGGUGCUGUGAGGUGCACCAGGUAUUAUACUUUGAAGUGUUUAUAUUGAGGCAUUAUAUGUGAGGUACUAAUCAUUUCAAAAACUACAACUGAAUGGUGCUAUUUUGUCCUUUCAUGUCCAAAGCACUUGUUCUAAGCACAAAUUUCUUUUCAACCAGAUAACAUAUAUGAUAUUAAAGGACAACUGGUGCUCUUUACAUGAAAAUGAUUGCAGGAUUGAUCCUGCAUUUACUAUUGGGUUUAGAUUUUAAUACAAGGCAUAGUCCCUUUGACUUUAAUGAAAGAAUCCUGGUAGUGUUUUCAGGAUCUGGUCCUCAUUCCCCAGAGAAUGAAGAUUAAAUUUAAAAAAUACAUUUGAACAUACCAUAUGAGAUGUAAUAGCCUAUCCUGGGGGUGCAGAAUUAGGAAUUCAUUGUGGUGGGAACUCAUUCUUUUUAAAGUUUGAAAGGUUAUCAAUUCUGAUGGUAGUGGAGAAAAAAGACAGAAGAAAGACUCUCUUCUUAAGUAAUUGAGCUGCCUCUUCAGUUUUUGUGUCACUCUGAUUUUCUGUUUGAUAUAUGUGUUUGUUACACCAUCAUCUGGAAUAUUAUAACUGCUAAUGCAUGGAGGGUGUUUUGACAUUUAAAUGAAGGUGGCUUAGGGAGGAGGGUAGAAUAAGUUUUCACUUAUCUGCGUUGAAUAUUUUCAAGUGUUCCACUAGCUUAAAAUGUACAUUUCUCUACUGCUUCUGGCAGCAUAAAUAUAUAACCCUCUGCAAUCUU
Messenger RNA from Mauremys mutica (yellowpond turtle), 2503 nucleotides. It is a transcript of the gene CRPPA, whose product is annotated as CDP-L-ribitol pyrophosphorylase A. The transcript is spliced from 11 exons. The record is from RefSeq and is a predicted model, not a curated record. Gene Ontology annotation, molecular function: D-ribitol-5-phosphate cytidylyltransferase activity. Gene Ontology annotation, biological process: isoprenoid biosynthetic process; protein O-linked glycosylation via mannose. Bases 178 to 1455 code for a protein of 425 amino acids. Gene Ontology annotation, cellular component: cytosol. NCBI's taxonomy places the organism in Eukaryota, Metazoa, Chordata, Testudines, Geoemydidae.